CCCCAAACUAGCACUCAGGAUCAGAAUUCACAAAAAUAGGUUUCAUUAAAGGGGCAAUUUACCCUUAUGCCCCCUUCUUUAACUAAUUUAAAAAACAAAUUUGAAAUCAAUUUGUCGCCGUCCUCGUUUCAUCGCUUCUUCUUCUCGUCUCUCCGUCGUCGUCGUCGUCGUCUCUCCGUCGUCGUCUCCCCGUCCUUGUCGUCGUCGUCUCUCCGUCGUCGUCGUCGUCGUCUCUCCGUCGUCGUCUUCGCCUCUCCGUUGAUCCGUCGUCGUCGUCUCUCCGUUUAUUUAUCGUCGUCGUCGUUUCUCAAUUGAUCUGUCGUUUCUACGUCUAUUCAUCUCAUUCUCUCUCUCGUGUGUCUGAUUUGAUUAAGGUUUGAAUCAUUUCAUUUUGUUAUACAUUAUCUAGGUUUUGUUAUAUAUUAUUCAUUUGUUGAUGAUUUGAAGUUGAUUUUGUAGAACAAUGGAAGUUUUGUGCAUCUGUGGACAAUGGAUCUCAAAAGAAUCUCUCCAGUGGGAGUUUCUUGUUGAUUUGAAGAGGAAUGCAUCAAUCAUUUCCAUAGAAGAAGAUCUACUGUAUGAAGAUUUGAUGAAGAUUGUCUCUGAAGAUUUUAGUGUUAAAGAGGAAGAAAUCAGUUUGAGUUAUGGUUUUUCAUUGGAUAUGAAAUGUAUUAUUGAAAGUUUCCCCCCACUCUCGAUAGGUAAUACUCGUCAGCUCAGAACUUUCAUUUCCAAGACUAGAGCAUUUGAUGGAACCUGUCGUUUGUGUGUUAAGGUUUGUAUGAUUUUUUCUUAGACUUUUCAGGAUAUGCUUCAUAACCAAGUAUUAUGCCUUACAGAACUACUUGACUUAUGCAGGUUAGUACUGAUCCAGUUAGCUGUAACACUCAAGCUUCUGAUACAUUUGCUUCUACUGUUCCAUUGAAUGCCAAUCCAGCGAUUCUUUCUACUGUGCAGAGUGAAAAACAGGUACAUUGUCCUUAAUUCCCUUUUUCUGUUUGUGUUUGCAUGAUAUGCUUCAUAAUCAAGUACUAUGCCUUACAAAACUACUUGACUUUUGCAGAGUCUUCUAUAUGAAGGUGUUUCUACAGUUCCUCUGAAUGCUCUUCCGGAUUUUAGUACUGAUUCAGCUAGCUGUAACAUUCAAGCUUCUGAUACAUUUGCUUCUACUGUUCCAUUGAAUGCCAAUCCAGUGAUUCUUCCUACUGUGCAGAGUGAAAAACAGGUACAUUGUCCCUAAUUCCCUUUUUCUGUUUGUGUUUGCAUGAUAUGCUUCAUAAUCAAGUAUUAUGCCUUACAGAACUACUUGACUUUUGCAGAGUUUUCUAUAUGAAGGUGUUUCUACAGUUCCUCUGAAUGCUCUUCCGGAUUUUAGCCCUGUCCAUAUUGGACUUUCACCAAAUACGAGAGUAGCUGGCGAUAUUAAGGUGAAUAGCUAUUUUAAGACAAAGAGAGAGUUGAUGUUGAGGAUGAAGAAAUGGGCUUUAGAGUGGAAGUUUGAGUACAAGACUGUCUCUUCUAACAAGUCAAGAGUGCUUUUGAGUUGUGUUGAUGAAAAUUGCACGUGGAGGAUGCGUGCUAUCAAGCUACCUGUUUCAGAUUUUUUCGUUGUUAAAAAGUAUGUUCAUGAGCAUACAUGCGAUACAACACACAGGAAAGCCAACCACAGACAAGCAUCUGCAAAGUUGUUGGGUUCUUUGAUUUCCAGCAAUUAUGGAGAAAAAAAGGAAGGUCUCAAACCGAAACAGAUCAUUGAACAGGUCAGGAUGCUGCAUGGUGUUCACAUCAAUUACAAACAAGCUUGGAGAGUGAGAGAAGAAGCUCAGAUUUUGGUUAGAGGGACUCCUGAAGACAGCUAUUACAAUUUGUCUAGGUGGUUGUAUAAAAUCACAGAAACAAACCCUGGUUCCUUGACUUAUCAACAUGUUGAUGCUGCAGGAAAGUUCAAGUAUGCAUUUGUGGCUUUUGGUCCAUCGAUAAGGGGAUUUUCAUUGAUGAGGAGAGUUAUUGCAGUAGAUGGUACAUUUCUGAAGGGAAAAUUCAAUGGGACUUUAUUGGCAGCUUGUGCUCAAGAUGGGAAUUAUCAUCUAUAUCCUCUCGCCUUUGCAGUGGUUGACGCAGAAAACGGCGCCUCUUGGAAAUGGUUCUUUAGAGGUUUGAGCCAGAAGAUCCCGGACGCUUCGGAUCUUGUUUUUGUAUCAGACAGGGCUAACUCCAUUUCUUCAGCGUUGGAGGAUGUAUAUCCCUUAUCUCACCAUGGAAUUUGCAGGAUCCAUCUGCUCCGCAACAUCACUCCUACAUAUGCGAAGACUGGGUUGCUACCUCUGGUGGAAAGCGCUGCUGAUGCCUAUACGUGUCACGAGUUCUGGUUAAUCUUCAAGGACAUAAAGGAUAAAUGUCCUGAAUUGGCUAAGUAUCUGGAAGAGUCUGAUUUUAGGAAGUGGGCACGAAGCUAUGCGCCUGCGAACAGGUAUAAUAUCAUGACUACCAACAUUGCAGAGUCUCUCAAUUCUAUGUUGAAGAUGCCUCGUGAGUUGCCCAUUAUCUCUCUCCUUGAAACUAUCAGAUUGACGAUGACCACUUGGUUUUUUGAGCGACGCGAAGCGGCUGCGAAACAUAAGCACCUGGUUACUCCAAAAGUUGUUCAGAAAUUGGUAUCUAGGUUAGGGGCCGCAAUGUUGUUGAAUGUGUAUCAAGUUGAUCGAAGCGAGUUUGAGGUGAAGAAUGAAACAAUGAAGUUUGUUGUUGACUUGGAGAAGCGGCAUUGCACAUGUAAUGUUUUCGACAUUGACAAGAUCCCCUGCAUCCAUGCCAUCGCUGCUGCUAAGCAUAUCAAGAGAGAUGAAAACCGUUUUGUUGAUGCUUCUCACUUGACAGAAACGUGGGCUAAAGCUUAUGCUGAAAGCAUACAUCCUGGUGGAGAGUUGUCAACGUCCACCUAUCCAGAGAAUAUUGAUGAACUGUCUUGCCCACCUCCAGCUACCAAAAAGAAAAGUGGACGCCCUCCUACAAAGAGAAAGAGAUCCGUUGGCGAGUUUGGGGUUCCUGGAUCUAAAUCUCAGUCCCACAAGUGCAGCAGAUGUGGCACAGGAGGGCACAACAAGAUCACAUGCCAGAGGCCUAUAGGAUGAAGUUCUACAUUUUUACAUUUUUAUCGAUUAUUAUUUGGAUGUUUGGCUAUUUUGAUGGUUACAUGAUAUGCACAAGACCAUAUACAUUUUUUCUUUUGGAACCCUAUCCUGAAUAAGUAUGAUUUCUUACAACUUUUGUAAUAUACAACAUUAUCUUUUGAUCUCAUUUCAAUUUUUAGUUUAAA
Molecule: messenger RNA, 3316 nt
Organism: Brassica napus (rape)
Lineage: Eukaryota; Viridiplantae; Streptophyta; Magnoliopsida; Brassicales; Brassicaceae
Exons: 2
Coding region: 1461-3131 (556 amino acids)
Molecular function (GO): zinc ion binding
Source: RefSeq, a predicted model, not a curated record